Peronospora farinosa is the source of this 1290-nucleotide messenger RNA. NCBI's taxonomy places the organism in Eukaryota, Oomycota, Peronosporomycetes, Peronosporales, Peronosporaceae. The record is from the annotation of a GenBank genome assembly.
AUGCAGUGGGCUUUUGCACUCCUUCUAGCUGCUGUUGCAACUGUUGAUGUCGUCGCACAGACAACAGGUCAACAAGUGGAAAUCCUUAUCGGUGCCGGGUGCAAGUUUUCCAACUACUCAACACUGCCAAUAGCGAUUGGAAAAGAGCCUUCUUAUCUCCUCAAGCUCGACCCUGGGCUCGGGAAGGGCAUCUACCUACUGCAUUUCACGCAAUUCAAUCUACCAGAAACCGACGUACUGGUAUUGAGAGCGUCUAAUGAUCCGAUUACGACACCACCGGUGGCAAUACUAGCGGGGAAGAACGCAACGGGAACGUUUUACUCUACUGCGAUAUCGGGAGAUGGAGUGAAGCUGGAGCUUUUCAAGUCAUCAGUUCCGGACACGACCAAUUCGACUUCGUGUCGAGGCUUUGCCGUUGAUGGCCUGCUCUUUUCUCCGAAAGAGCUGGUAGAUGAGGCUCAGCAUCGGCAAGUAGCUGUCAAAGUGCCUUUGGCCAACCGUGCCAACAUGACAGACAGCGACGACGACGACGACAGCGUCAAUAAGGAAAGUGUCUGUGGCGCAGACGAAUCUGUAGAAGCUGCUUGUGCGCCCAGUGCUACGAACAGUGCGGAAGGAGCAGUCAUGCUGGCCAAGUCGCACUCCGUGGCUCGACUUUCAAUCAUCAAAGAGAAUGGCAUGUUAAUUGCAUACUGCACCGGCUGGCUGCUUGGUUGCGACGGCCACUUGAUCACGAACCAGCACUGUAUCGGCAGUACAGAAGACGCGAUCAAUACAAAGGUGGAGUUUUUCGCUCAAGCAACCAGGUCAGUUGGCGUGACGUCUACAACACUUGUAGCUGUGUCAGAAGCGUUAGAUUAUGCGGUGGUUCGACUUGAUAUCAACAAUAGUGUUGCAGAUUAUGCUGGCUUGUAUGAGAAGACGGGUGGCUAUCUGCAGCUCCGUGGCUCAGGAGCUGUCCUUGAAGAGAACAUCUACAUCCCGCAACAUCCGUUGGGGUAUGGCAAACGCAUCGCGUGGCUACAUAAUGGUCAACCUGGUCGUGUCGAGUCUCUCACCGUCACGGGAUGUCGUAAAAACGACGUGGGUUACUACGUGGACACGCAAGAAGGGUCGUCAGGGUCGCCGAUUCUUGCCACGAGUGACAAUAAGGUCAUUGCGAUGCAUCACUGCGGCGAUUGCUUAAAUGGAGCUAUUCCAUCGCAAGCGAUUAUUGAGGAUCUCACCGCCAAAGGCGUUCUGCCGAAAUGCUCCGUCGCAGAAGAGAACAGUACAACUACAAGUGCUUAA